UUUUCAUAAUAAGAGAACACAACGAAUAGGGAAAUAUAUUUUUAAGAUUUUUUUGUCAAUUAAAAUUGUAUAUUAUGUGAAAUCUAGCACAAAUCAAAAUGUCUUAUAUUCAGAACCGUAAGAAAUACUUAUCAUUCGUCUUAGCUUUUUAUAACAUAGACAAUCUUGUAAAUUUUUAAUAAAAUUUUUCACGCUUUUGAUGAUAUUUUUUUAAAAUUUUUUUCUUUUUUUACAAAAAAGCUACACAAAUUAUCCUUUAGUCAACUUCCUUCAUACCCAAACUUGUGAGGUUCAUUGUGUCGGAAUAAGUUUUAUUUUGGUAAAGAGUAAAACAUCAUACAAAACCAGGGGUUCAAAGUGCAAAAUCAGAUCAUAAUAAUUCCAUUAACGACUCUGGACUGGAGGGUCUAAACCACCGUGGACUUGCAGUUGGCUCCAGCCGGCGAUCAUUCCCGGACUUCCUCUCUACUUCCUUUAUCUUCGUCCACUUACCGGAACCCUAUCAAAAACCCCCCAAUUUUUUACAUGUUCAAUCACACACUAAUUCAUUCGUAGAUUUCAGAAUUUUGUACUUGGAUACAGUAAUCCAUUGUCUGCCAUGGCGAUAGUGUAUGCGCUUGUGGCCAGGGGAACUACCGUACUUUCGGAGUUCAGUGCCGUGACGGGAAACGCCGGAGCUGUGGCGCGUCGGAUACUGGAGAAGCUGCCUUCGGAAGCUGAAUCAAGGCUUUGCUUCUCCCAGGAUCGAUACAUCUUCCAUAUUCUUAAAUCCGAUGGGCUUACUUUCCUCUGUAUGGCCAAUGAUACCUUCGGAAGAAGAAUACCAUUUUCAUACUUGGAGGAUAUACGUAUGAGAUUCAUGAAGAAUUAUGGCAAAGUGGCCCCUUAUGCACCUGCGUAUGCAAUGAAUGACGAAUUUUCAAGAGUCUUGCACCAGCAAAUGGAGUUUUUUUCCAGUAAUCCUAGUGCUGAUACUCUAAACCGCGUCAGGGGUGAAGUUAGUGAGAUACGGACGAUCAUGGUUGAUAACAUUGAGAAGAUAUUGGAAAGGGGUGACAGAAUUGAACUUCUUGUUGACAAAACAGCAACAAUGCAAGAUAGUGCAUUUCACUUCAGAAAGCAGUCAAAGCGCCUUCGUCAAGCUCUUUGGAUGAAAAAUGCUAAACUUCUGUGAGUAGUUAAUUUUCAUGUGCAAGCUGGUAGCACACAUUUUAUCCGGUAGCUAUCUAUUUUUCUUUUUAUUUUGUGUGGAAAAUUUCCUUCCGCUAGUUGACUUUACAUGAAUGCUCAUUAUAUUCAGAAGAAAGGGAAGUGAAGGAAAAACAACCUUUUCCUUAGAUAUCUUAUUGAAAGUAGUGCGUGGAGAAUUCCAUCCAAAUUAUUUAAUUUUCUCAAUGAUUUUCAUAUUUUCUUUUUGUUAAGUAAUUUACAACUAUGUGCGCUUUGAAAGGCGUGCCACCCCUCGAUGAGAAGAUCUCAUUUUCUAACUUAUCAAGCCCUUGAAGGCUUCUACUAGGUCCAUCAAGUGUUUGCCCUGAAAUAUUCUGACAUCUACUCUUUCUGCUGUCCGACCUUUCUGAAUCAUGGAUUUAGUGAUUUUAUUUGUUAUAUUUACUUUUUUGGCCGGGCACAGCCUGCACUGUGCUAAAUUCCUGAGCUGGACCAAACUUUGGGUGCUAGCUUCAAUUUUGAAAAGAAAAGGCUUGUCAUUAGACGUCUCAUUAUCUUUGUUCUGGUUUCACUCCCCUUCCCGAAAGAUUCAAGUUUGAAACUUUCAGUCUUAAGUUUUUCUCAACCGUGCAUUUAAAUCUAAUGUCCUUAUUGUGAAACACCGGGAGGAAAGGGUCUGAGUUGAAUAUAUGGUCAAAUAAAGUUCAACUGGUAUCCUUUGCUUUUGAUGCUUUUAUGUAUGGGGAAUUUAUCCUUUAUCUCAUGUUCUGCUUAUGGUACUCGGAGAAUUACAUAUUAGAAUUGUUUAAGAUCUCUAUAGUUUUUUCAUUUGGUUAUCAUUUGAGGAAAUUGGCGUGUUCUGAAUUGUGUCGAGCUGACGACCGAAAUAGGUUUUGUGGUCUUCAGCUGCUACAACACUUGCUUACUCAUUAGACGUGAAGGUUUUGUACUGUUCUCAUAUAACUAGAAAAGUGUUCUUAUUUAACUACAAAUGCUAGCUUAUCAAUCUGAUCAUAGUGGAGCUUGCUAGGGGGCUAUUAGUUCAUUGAGCCAUUAUUUAGCUUUGAUUAUUCGCUUCUCUUAGGUUGAAACUGACAUUGGUUAGUAGUUUCAUAAAUUUGAUUCGCUUAUGUUCUGUAAAUUUGAAGAUAUGAGAAUCUGACUCCCGACCUGAAACUUGGCAGGGCUUUGUUGACGUUCUUGAUCGUAGUUUUCCUGUACAUAAUAAUAGCAGCUGCUUGUGGCGGUAUCACUUUACCUUCAUGCCGGUCUUCAUGACUUGCUUGAAAAUGCUGUGAAGGAUUGUGAUGUUGAUGAUUGCAACACGAUAUGAGUGUAAACCCCCUUGGUGAUUACGAUGCAGUAUCAAGUGUGGUCAUCCAUAUUUCAUUCAUAGCAUUGUGGUCUGCCUUUCUUGUAUCAUCCUAUUUUGUUUUUAUAAAUUCCAAUUUAUUUUAGUCGAUUACGGUAUUUUCCUGCCAUGUAUAUGUAGUUUGGGUGUUGUGAUUUGUGAAUAUUAUUUGUGCCUAAAGUAUUUCAAAGCACCUUGUUUUGAAGGAAAUGGUAGUUGGCUUAUCAGAAUUAUUGAACUUCACUUUUGCCGCCCCACGAUUCCCAGGGUCCCAUACUCGAGACACCUUACUAGCACAGUAGAAAAGAAAACAAAAUCAGCAGAUAGUUUGGUGGUGUAGGCUUAGUGCUCCUCUAAGGACAGUUAUUGUGGUUAAAUAUUAAAUAUUAUCAUAUAAAAAUAAUAAACUCAUAAACAAAAUCCGGAUGAUCGUCUAUAAGUUCUUAGAAAUUCUAUAAAUUAUAUCACUCUCUUUUUUUUAGAAUGAUC
Molecule: messenger RNA, 3010 nt
Organism: Oldenlandia corymbosa var. corymbosa
Lineage: Eukaryota; Viridiplantae; Streptophyta; Magnoliopsida; Gentianales; Rubiaceae
Source: the annotation of a GenBank genome assembly